Drosophila virilis is the source of this 2358-nucleotide messenger RNA. It is a transcript of the gene Mvl, whose product is annotated as solute carrier family member malvolio. Gene Ontology annotation, molecular function: iron ion transmembrane transporter activity; manganese ion transmembrane transporter activity; cadmium ion transmembrane transporter activity. NCBI's taxonomy places the organism in Eukaryota, Metazoa, Arthropoda, Insecta, Diptera, Drosophilidae. Gene Ontology annotation, cellular component: apical plasma membrane. The record is from RefSeq and is a predicted model, not a curated record. Gene Ontology annotation, biological process: response to manganese ion; manganese ion homeostasis; metal ion transport.
ACUCAACGUCCAACGACGACGACGAGCACGACAGUCGCACAGCUGUUCGCCUGGACUGAAUAACAGAAGACGAUGUAUCGAUACAUCGAUAGUACAUAUCCCUAAUUGAGUUGAAUUUGGUCUACGUGUGAACAGCUGUUUUUUGGUGUAAAUAGUCUGGCCGUGAGUGCGAAUGAAAAAGAAAGCAGCUGGCAUGUCUCUAAACGAGGGCUAUCACAACAGAAUAGAGCCCGGCGCCGCGUCCGCUGGCGACGAUCAGGCCUCGGGCUCCGGCAGCACGCGUGGCAGCAAUGGAAAUGCCGCUGCCGCAGCACACAGCGCCCAGUUGCAUCAGCAGAUGCUCAGUGAGAACACAUAUCUGAAGCCCUCGAAACAGGCCUAUUUUAGUGAUGAGAAGGUGCUCAUACCAGACGACGAUCGGACCAAUAUCGGUUUCAGUUUUCGCAAGUUGUGGGCCUUCACGGGCCCCGGUUUUCUCAUGUCCAUUGCGUAUCUAGAUCCGGGCAAUAUUGAAUCCGAUCUGCAAUCGGGCGCCGCAGCUAAAUAUAAAAUACUCUGGGUACUGUUAUGGGCCACAAUAUUGGGCCUGCUAAUGCAACGCUUGGCUGCAAGGCUGGGCGUUGUCACUGGCCUGCAUCUGGCGGAGAUGUGCUAUAGACAGUACAAGCGUUUGCCACGUUGGAUACUCUGGAUCAUGAUAGAGAUUGCCAUCAUUGGCUCGGACAUGCAGGAGGUCAUAGGCACAGCCAUUGCCAUAUAUCUGCUAUCCAAUAAAGUUGUGCCUUUAUGGGGCGGCGUCCUCAUCACGAUUGUUGAUACAUUUACGUUCCUAUUUCUGGAUAAGUAUGGUUUGCGAAAGCUGGAGUUCCUAUUUGGUUUCCUCAUCACGGUCAUGGCUAUCACAUUUGGCUAUGAGUAUAUUGUCUCCGCGCCCAAUCAAGCUGAAGUGAUGGAAGGCAUGUUUGUGCCUUGGUGCACCGAUUGCAAUUCGGAUGUGCUGCUCCAGGCAGUGGGCGUGGUGGGUGCCGUUAUCAUGCCACACAAUCUCUAUUUGCACUCUGCUUUGGUCAAGUCACGCGACGUGGAUCGUCGCCAGCCAAAGAAAGUGAGCGAAGCGAAUUUCUAUUUCUUUAUUGAGGCCUCCGUUGCGUUGUUUGUCUCCUUUAUCAUCAAUCUCUUUGUUGUGGCGGUCUUCGCGCAUGGCAUGUAUGGCAAGACCAAUCGGGAUGUGCUGGAUGUGUGUGCCAACAAGUCCAUGUACGAGGAUGCCAAGCUGUCGUUUACGGACAAUCACAAUCUGACGGACAUUAUCAAUGCGGACCUGUACAAGGGCGGACUGUUUCUGGGCUGCACAUUUGGUGCCGCGGCCAUGUACAUUUGGGGUGUCGGCAUUUUGGCUGCCGGCCAGAGCUCCACCAUGACGGGCACCUAUGCGGGCCAGUUCUCCAUGGAGGGUUUCCUCAAUCUGCAAUGGCCGCGCUGGUGUCGUGUGCUGGUCACGCGCUGCAUUGCCAUUAUACCCACCUUCUGCCUGGCCAUGUUCAGUAAAAUGGAGGAUCUAACCAAUAUGAAUGAUAUACUUAAUGCGGUCAUGUCGCUGCAGCUGCCAUUUGCAGCUAUACCCACAAUAGCGUUUACAUCGUGUGCGGCCAUCAUGGGUGAAUUUGUGAAUGGAAUCGGUAACAAAAUCGUUUCCAUUUUGCUAACCAUUGUGGUAAUUGGCGUUAAUUUGUAUUUUGUGGUGGCGCAAGUGGAAACGCUGCAAAUUGAAGGCGGCAUGCUGGCGCUCGUCUGCAUAUUUGCUGUAUUAUAUAUUCUAUUUGUUAUAUAUCUUGUGAUACAUAUGGCCGCCUGCAUGGGCAACAAGCGUCUGAUGAACAGUCGGUGGGUGCAACGUUUUGUGUUACCAAGCCAGAAUAGUUUUUCGAUUAAGAAUGCCAACUCAACGUAUGCCAGAAUUGCCACCAAUGCCGACACCGACGCAGAUAUCAUGGAUGGUGAGGAUGCGUAGCCAUUACUGUUCUGCACUGAUUCCGAUGGCAGUGAGGAGGUUUGUUUUAGCAGCAACAACAACGAGCUGAGUUGCCACAGUAGCAAUGUGGACAAUGCCAAUGGCCAUGUGGUCAUCAGCUAGCAUUCGGUUCCAGUCUGUUCUAACAAACCGUUUCGCAAAGAGCACAGAGUUGUCACCCCAUCCGAAAGCCAUGUCCCAGCACUUAGUUCAUCGCGUCACAAAUCUGGCUCUGGUUUUGUUUGGCAAAUUGUCGCUCUCUCUCUUCAGGCCGAAUACUUGGGAAUUAGUGUAAUAAAUGGUCAUAGCAUAUUUAUUUUAACAUGAUAAACGAAGUAUACCAAAAA